AUGACCGGAAAUCAAAUCCCACCUAGAAACAUCAUGUCUACAUUGAAAAAGAGAAAUCCAGAUAGUGCGACAAGCAUCAAGCAAUUGUACAAUGUCAAGCAUAGAUUGAAACUUGCAGCUCGGGGGCCAAGGAGUGAAAUGCAACAACUUUUGAAAUGUCUGGAGGAAAACAACUAUUAUUUCAAAGUUCGAACAGCUGGUGAGUCUGAUACUAUUCAAGACCUUUUUUUUGCACAUCGUAAAUCUAUCGAACUGUUCAAUACUUUUAGCGAUGUUUUGCUUAUGGAUUCCACAUAUAAAACCAACCGGUACAAAAUGCCAUUGUUUGAGAUUGUUGGCUGCACAUCGACUAAUAAGACAUUUGGACUUGGUUUUGCUUUUCUAAGUAAUGAAAAACAUGACAAUUUUGUUUGGGCUCUACAACAAGUGCAGCAACUUUUAGUGGACGAAAACAGUGCACCGAAGGUUAUUGUGAUUUGCCCUCAAGGGCCAACUAUCCAAGUCUAA
Molecule: messenger RNA, 507 nt
Organism: Trifolium pratense (red clover)
Lineage: Eukaryota; Viridiplantae; Streptophyta; Magnoliopsida; Fabales; Fabaceae
Product: protein FAR1-RELATED SEQUENCE 5-like
Exons: 1
Coding region: 1-507 (168 amino acids)
Source: RefSeq, a predicted model, not a curated record